AUGAAUGAUUUACUCCAGCUGUUUCAGCCUUUUGGAGUCAUAACUAAGCUUGUUAUGCUGCGUGCAAAAAAUCAGGCACUUCUCCAAAUGCAAGAUGUUCCUUCUGCAGUUAGUGCUUUACAAUUUUAUGCAAAUAUCCAGCCAAGUAUAAGGUACAGAUAG
This is a messenger RNA of Sphenostylis stenocarpa, 162 nucleotides long. The record is from the annotation of a GenBank genome assembly. NCBI's taxonomy places the organism in Eukaryota, Viridiplantae, Streptophyta, Magnoliopsida, Fabales, Fabaceae.